Molecule: messenger RNA, 1120 nt
Organism: Phaedon cochleariae (mustard beetle)
Lineage: Eukaryota; Metazoa; Arthropoda; Insecta; Coleoptera; Chrysomelidae
Source: the annotation of a GenBank genome assembly
UUUAUUGAUCCUUCACGACCUAUUCAUUUGUUUGAUACGGGAGGUGACACAUAUCUUGUUGAAACUAAAUAAUAUCUGCCAAUAGAUUUCGACUACCAUCAUCAUAAAGGUCCGUAGCGGACCAUAAGAAUAGACAGCACAUCCGCCGGCUUGGCACCAAAUGAUUUCCUUUUACGAAGUAAUUUGAAAUCCCUUAUCUAUACAACGAAACCCACUGACCUGAACGAUGUGGAAAGAAGAAUAAGGAUCGAAUGCCAGAUGAAUUUCUUCAAAUGUUUAAGAGAAAGAAUGUGAACCUUGUUGGUUGCCUAAAGUAUCUACUGACGGAUAUCUACCGAUUUUCAAACCUAAAUUAUUUGCUCACCGAGUACACGUGUUCGUUUUAUUUGCCAACAUGAUUGAAAUCGGUGAACAACUUAUCUUCCGACAAUUUUUUUCUGAAUUUGUGAAUUCAGUGUUGAAACGAGAAAUGACCACGCAUUUCGAGAAUUUUACUUCUAUCACGAUGGUUCACACGAAAGACGAGAAAGUUGAAAUAAUUCUUAUUUUUGCUGUUCAAAAUGAAUGUGCACGAGCAACAGCUCGAAUUUUCAAUGAGCAGCACGAAAAUAGAAACUUGACUCACAAAUAUAUCUUGGAUCUUGUAGCGAAAUUUUGGGAGACUGGAGCAUUUGCCAAUAAGAAGAGAAAUAGGAUGCAUCCUAUCACAAAUGAAAUCAACCAAGUAGAAGUUUUAGGACAGGUUGCAGUGAAUCCUACAAUGUCUACUCGACAACUAAUUAACAGACACAACUGUCGUUAUUGGAGUCAGAAUAACCUUCAUCUACUGAGAGAAGAGCACACACAAUGGCCCCAGAAGUUGAAUGUGUGGGCAGGGAUUUUGGGUAAUACAAUCAUUGGACCAAUAUUUAUCCAGGGUGAUUUGAAUGGUAUGGCCAACUUGGAUAUGCUCCAGAAUCUAAUCGAACCACUUAUUAUGGAUGCUGUCAACACUGACUUCGAUGAUGAUGGUAAUCCAAAUCUAUUAGCAGAAAAUAUUUUUUCUCAACAGGAUGAUGCUCCACCUCAUUACAUAUUGCAGGUGAGAGAAUGGCAAUCCCAGAAUUUUCCAGACAAAUGA